Molecule: messenger RNA, 675 nt
Organism: Saccharomyces kudriavzevii IFO 1802
Lineage: Eukaryota; Fungi; Ascomycota; Saccharomycetes; Saccharomycetales; Saccharomycetaceae
Gene: RCF2
Product: Rcf2p
Exons: 1
Coding region: 1-675 (224 amino acids)
Biological process (GO): mitochondrial respiratory chain complex IV assembly
Cellular component (GO): mitochondrial inner membrane
Source: RefSeq, a predicted model, not a curated record
AUGAAGAUCCUGACACAAGACGAAAUCGAAGCUCAUCGUUCCCACACACUGAAAGGUGGUAUCGAAGGUGCCCUUGCCGGGUUCGCCAUCUCUGCUAUAAUUUUCAAGGUUCUGCCAAGAAGGUACCCGAAGUUCAAGCCUUCGAGCCUCACAUGGUCCAUAAAGACCGCCCUUUGGAUCACUCCUCCCACGGUCUUGACCGCCAUUUGCGCGGAGGAGGCCUCGAACAAUUUCGACGCUACCAUGUACGGAUCCGGUUCAUCCUCGGAAGACGCCCUAGACGAACAUCGAAGAUGGAAGAGUCUGAGCACAAAGGACAAGCUCGUUGAGGGCCUAUCCAAUAACAAGUACAAGAUCAUUACCGGUGCCUGGGCCGCAUCGCUUUAUGGGUCCUGGGUCAUCGUCAAUAAGGACCCCAUCAUGACCAGGGCCCAAAAAAUCGUGCAGGCAAGAAUGUACGCCCAGUUCAUCACCGUCGGGCUGCUAUUGGCCUCCGUCGGUUUGAGCAUGUACGAGGACAAGUUGCAUCCCAACAAGCGGAAGGUCAACGAAAUGCGUCGUUGGGAAAACGCCCUAAAGGUCGCCGAAGAGGAGGAGAGACUCGAGAAAGAGGGAAGAAGGACCGGCUACGUCUCUAAUGAAGAGAGAAUCAACUCCAAGAUCUUCAAGUCCUGA